This is a messenger RNA of Cantharellus anzutake, 675 nucleotides long. RefSeq names its product transcription initiation protein spt4. The transcript has 3 exons. Gene Ontology annotation, molecular function: RNA polymerase II complex binding; zinc ion binding. The record is from RefSeq and is a predicted model, not a curated record. Lineage: Eukaryota; Fungi; Basidiomycota; Agaricomycetes; Cantharellales; Hydnaceae. Bases 84 to 443 code for a protein of 119 amino acids. Gene Ontology annotation, cellular component: DSIF complex; nucleus. Gene Ontology annotation, biological process: mRNA processing; chromatin organization; regulation of transcription elongation by RNA polymerase II.
AGCCAGAAUGAUGCGGUUGGCUCCGGAGGCAUCACAUCCCGUUUCCUUUCCAUACUGGGUACCUUGGCUAUACUGUGACAACGAUGGCCGACUCCGCCCCUAUCCCGUCUGCGAAGUCCAGGCAUCUUCGCGCGUGUUUGCUGUGCUCGAUCGUCAUGUCUGCACAGGACUUUAAACGCGAAGGCUGUCCAAACUGUGAAGAGCUUGUACAGAUGUAUCAGAACCCAGACCGGAUAUCUCGCAACACUAGCGCCCAGUUCGACGGGAUCAUUGCGCUGACGAAUCCGGGGGAUAGUUGGGUCGGGCGGUGGCAACGAGUGGGCGGCUAUGUGAAGGGAUUGUACGCCGUUCGCGUGACAGGUCGGAUCUCGCAAGAGUUGCAAGGCGAGCUAGAUUCCAGACGGAUCACAUAUCGGCCCCGAGAUACAAUGCAGGACUUAUGAGACACCCCAGAUUACAUGGCUUAUUCUCCUCUUUAUGCACAAUGCUGACCCCCCAACUUUCUGCAUCCCUUGCAUGUAACUACUGACCAUCUUGCCACCUCAAUGGAUGAUCUCUCUAUUCAUCACCCUUAUGAGACUGCAGCGCUUGCAGCCUGACGCAAUUCUCGGCGUACCUCGACUAGGGGUAUAUCGUCAUCCAACGAAGAGCACCUUGUUAUGUUCCUCAAUUUUG